Molecule: messenger RNA, 647 nt
Organism: Medioppia subpectinata
Lineage: Eukaryota; Metazoa; Arthropoda; Arachnida; Sarcoptiformes; Oppiidae
Source: the annotation of a GenBank genome assembly
AAAAUUUCAUUGAGAUGUCAGCCAUAGGUUCGGGUGCUUUUGGGACAGUAUUUAAAGUUAAACAUAAAUUGGUUGAUAAGAUAUAUGCCGUCAAAAGAAUACAAAUUAAUGAAUCAAAAAAAUUAAUAAAAGACAAAGUUUUAAAUGAAGCGAUAAAUUUGGCAAAACUGGAUUCGGAUUUUGUUGUUAAUUAUUACCACUCGUGGAUAGAAGAAAAAUAUUUGUACAUUCAGAUGGAGUACUGCUCACAAACUCUCGGAUCUGUAAUCAAAGACAAAGAUAUUAUAUUUGACAAAAAAUUGUUGAAAGCAAUGGAUAUCUAUGAAUAUUUUAUAUCAUGUGAAAUAUUCAGGGAAAUUUUACAGUGUUUGCAAUACUUGCACUCGCGUACGCCCCCUAUAAUUCAUCGUGAUAUUAAACCGGAAAAUAUAUUGGUCUUGCAAAACAUAAAGAAUGAUACGUUUCUAAAACUCGGUGACUUUGGUUUGGCCACCGAGCAUCAUGACCAAUCUCAAAGCCACACACAAGGGGCGGGUACUUUAAAAUAUAUGGCACCCGAUGUGGGAUUUAAUAAGAAAUAUGAUUUCAAAGCCGAUAUAUAUAGUGCUGGAGUGAUUGGAUUGAAAUUGUUUGAAAUAAACACUAUG